This is a messenger RNA of Oncorhynchus tshawytscha (Chinook salmon), 2437 nucleotides long. RefSeq names its product proline-rich protein 7. The coding region runs from base 1221 to 1994 and encodes 257 amino acids. The record is from RefSeq and is a predicted model, not a curated record. The transcript has 3 exons. Lineage: Eukaryota; Metazoa; Chordata; Actinopteri; Salmoniformes; Salmonidae.
AGAAGAGAUUGACUGACUAUACGACAAAUAGAUAGGAAGGGAGGAGCCAGGUUGCCAAGGUGAAUGUAGACUACUGUCUACUCUACGGUAUAAUCCAGACCUCAUUACUAAACACGACACCGCGCUCAUGAUUGCCGCACAUCGUUCAUUAAAGGCGAUACCAAGAAACCAGAGGAAAUUAGCGUGAAACGGACGAGUAGCAUCACUCACUUAAUUUGCGGUCAAGGCAACAUAAAAUACUUUAUGAAAUCUGUAUUUACUUUAUUGUUAAAUAAACCCGAAACACCUUGGUUUACCUAUUUCCUUGCUGUCAUAAACUGUGCGCUCAGAUGACAUUUCAAUGGAACGGAGCGAGUCGUGUUUCUGAUCCAUCAGGAAGACGUCCUGGCAACAAAGCGUGACGUUGAGAGUCCUCUGGAGUUCUGAGGUGCCAGAACCCAUCAGAACCCAUAGUCUGGGGAUCAGGGUGCCAGAGGGGGGACGCGGAACCAAGUGGAACCGCUCAGAACUCCGCAGGAGUGUACGGAACCCCUGGGCCUGGCCCUGUGUCCUGGAGGAGGCAGCUGAGGGACGGACCGGGGGCGUCACGUGGCACUGCUCUGCCUGACUCCCACCCAGACCUCACCCCUCAGAGGGCCCUCUCAGCCUGCCUGCUGGGAAGAAGAGCAGGCCUUCAAUCUCAGUGGGAAGGAGGAGCAGUGCUCUGUGUUUAUUUGUGUUUUCAUUAAGCUGUGCUUUUUCAGGAUACCUGGACAGUGGAUGUGAUUUAGACAAGGAGUUUUGCAGUGAGACUGCAGGGAGAAUGUAGAUGACCUUGUUUUACCUGUAAAGAACCAUAGGACAUCUGGUCUGCAGUGACCAGCAGGCUGGUAAACAACUGAUCACACCUGGCCUUUGGACUACAGAAGCGCCUUUGAGACAAUACUGUUGGUGUGGGUGUUGUUGUGUGGGUAUGAAGACACUGGACAGCCGGUCAUUUUAACAGGGAUCAUGUACACUGUCAUCAGGGCUGAUCUGAGACAUCAGCUGUCACACUGAUAUAAGAUGACUAAAAAUCAACAGAAGACUACACAUUCAACCAAACUCCUCUGGAGACUGGAGCCCUGUUUUCCUGUCUCCUCAGUGACAGUCAGUGCUAUUUGAUUUAACGUAUCUCCAGUCCAGUUGGCUCCUCAUUUAACGCACCUCGGUAGUGCCAAGUCAACUAGUUUCUCAUCACCAUGGUGAUGUCCCAGGGCACAUACACCUUCCUGGCCUGCUUUGCUGGGUUCUGGCUGGUGUGGGCUCUCAUCGUCAUGCUGUGCUGCUUCUGCAGCUUCAUCCAGCGCCGUCUGAAGAAGAGGAGGGAGGAGAGGCUGAGGGAGCAGUGUCUGAGGGCCUUGGAGAUGGAGCCAUUGGAGUGCCUGGGCCCAGAUGGGUUAGGAAGGGAACCCCCCACCAGAGAACCCCUCCAUUUCUGCCCCCCACUGACCCUCUCCCCUCCGCUGCACAUUCUUCACUCCCUCCCACAGGGCAGCUGGGCCUCCCCUCAAGAGACGGACGUGUUUGGAAAGCCCCCCUGCUAUGAGGAGGCUGUUCUGAUGGAGGACCCCCCUCCUCCCUACUGUGAGGUGCUGGCUGACAGCCGGGGGGGCACCAACACCAAGCCCUCCUCCCGGGCCUCCAGGCUGGAGCAGCAGGAGACUGAGACCUCCAAGACUCCUCCGGUCACAGUGUUCUCAGAGAGGGGCUACUCCUCCCUGAUCCGCCUGCCCACUGCCCGACGCUGGGACUCCCUGGGUCACCUGCUGUCUACCAUGGACCUCAACCACAACACCCUCCCCAUGGAGCCCCUCUCCCUGCAGGCCCAGGCCACCACUACCAUGCCCCGCGAGGGCCGGACUCACACACAGCCAGAGCUGGGGCUGAGAAGUAUCCAGGGGCUCAGGCGGCUAGAGCAGAGCUGUGGCCUGCCCACGUCCUUCCCUCUGCUGGGUCGCAGCACGGCAGUGUAAGCCUGAAUAAUCCUCCUGGAGGUGGGGGUGAGGCUGAAGCUAAGGACGCUGGGUUGAGGUGGAGAGGCAUUGGGUUGGGUUUGAGGAGGGGCGUCUGGUUUGUAGAGUUGGACUGAUGGAGGGGGUAGAGGAGGAAAAACACCUUUUAGACUCCCAGCAGCCAGAGGUGUUGUUCUCUGCUUUCUUCUGUGCAGUGAGAUGAGGACAACUUUUCUAAAGAUGACAUAUCUGCCUUCCUCUCAUCAUCCCUCUUUUAUCUUGCUUUGUCUCCCUCCAUAUCUGUCUCGCUCUAUUCUCUCUCUCUGGCUGUGUUGAUCUCUCUAUUCUCCAUGGCGUCGCAGCCUGAUGCAGAGCAGCUAUUACACCGAGGGUACAAAACAUUUGGAACAUCUUCCUAAUAUUGAGUUGCAACCCUUUUUGCCCUCAUAACAUCCUCAAUUCGU